ACUGAAUGAGCUGCAAGAGCAGCAGAGGAUGGACAAUGCCACACUCGAGGAGUUGGUGGCCCAGACGGCUGACCAGGAGGCACAGGCUCUGUUCCAGGCCCUGGAGCCCCUGGAGAAGGACGGAGCGGAGAAGGAGCAGCAUUUGAAGCAGCUGAGGGAAGAGAUGAAUUCCAAGCUGGACCACCAGGAACAGGAACCCCUCCUGCAGCAGAUGAAGAACUGGCCGCCGAGCAUGGCCAUGGCCAUCAAGGAGAAGCUGGAGCAGGCGCAUGGGAUCCCCAUGCCAAAGAACAUGCUUUUCCCCAUGGAGCGCCUCUCCCUGAAGUGGCAGCAGACCUAUUGGAUCGGCGCCGGGCUGCAAAACUUAGGCAACACCUGUUUCCUGAAUGCCACCCUGCAGUGCCUUACGUACACUCCUCCUCUCGCCAACUACCUGCUCUCCAGGGAGCACAGCCGGACCUGCCAGCAAAGCGAAUUUUGCAUGCUGUGCACUAUGGAGAACCACAUACUGCAGGUUUUUGGUAGCAGCGGCAGCACGAUAGAGCCGGUGUCCUUCAUCAGAGACCUCAAGAAGAUCGCCAAGCACAUCCGCUUUGGCCGCCAGGAGGACGCACAUGAGUUCCUGUGUUUUAUCAUCGAUGCCAUGCAGAGGGCCUGCCUGAAUGUCUAUAGCCAGUUGGAUCGCCAGAGCCAGACCACAACGCUGGUUCAUCAGAUCUUCGGUGGCUUCCUGCGGUCCCGUGUGAGGUGCAAAGCGUGCAAUUCGCCCUCGGACACCUAUGAACCAUUCCUGGACCUGGCGGUGGAGAUCGAGGAAGCUGAAAGCAUCGAGAAGGCACUGAACUUGUUUGUGAGGCCAGAGAUGCUGUGCGAGGAGAACGCCUACAUGUGUGACAAGUGCAAGACCAAAGUGCGAGCGAGCAAACGCCUCAGCAUCCAGCAAGCCUCUAAUGUUCUCACAGUGUCACUGAAGCGCUUUUCCUACUUUCAUGGAGGCAAAAUCACCAAGGGCGUGACAUACCCUGAGUUCUUGGACAUCCGACCUUACAUGUCGGAGAAUGAAGGGGACCCUGUGCAGUAUCAGCUCUACGCCGUGCUGGUGCACUCUGGGACCUCCUGCCACUCAGGGCACUACUACAGCUACGUGAAGGCCAGCGAUGGGCAGUGGUACUUAAUGAAUGACGACAUUGUCCGCUGCACCAACAUCAACGUGGUCCUGAAGCAGCAGGCCUAUGUGCUUUUCUACCUGAGAACACCCAGCACCGGCAAGAGAUUGCAGGGACCCAUUGCCAAGGCUGUGUCCAUCCCGGCCAGCCAGCCAGUGAUGGGCCAGAAACCAGAGAUGCAGCCUGCAGAGAAGCUGUCUGGGCAGGAGGAGGUUGGGGUCUCUGUGCCCCGUACAACAUUCAACAUGGGGCCAAAUCUGGCAAAUGUAAUGCUUCCACCAAAGCUGCCACAGGACGUGCCCUCUUCAUUCAAAAUAAAACACAGCAUCCGGAAAGGGCACUCAGCCCUGCCUUACGACGCAGCCCAGAGGCCCAAGAGUCUCCCGCACCUGCCUCAGGGACACAGAAUAUUUCAGCAAUACAAGACUAGCAAAACAAGUGAGGCCAAAGAGGAGCUGACCCUGGGUAGCUUCUUUGAGACCAAGAAGCCACACACGUCAUUCAAGACGCAGGAGCCCAAACAGCACCUCUCUGUGGUCCUUGGAGCUGUGCCAGCUGUUCCUGACAGCUGCUCUCUGGUCAACCUGAAGCGCUCCCUCUUGACCGCUGUGAAGCGGAGCAGCUCCACAUCUCCACCACCAGCCAAGAAGCUGGCACUCUCUGCCAAAAAGGGCAGCACGCCGGAGGCGGUGAGCCGAGAUGACCAUCACACACAACCUCAGCCACAGCUUCCGGAGCAGAUCCAGCCCAUGGACACCACCCUCCCUCCUGACUCCACUUCCCAGCUUUCUGGCAAGUUGAGCACAUCUUCAUCUGCGCCAAAACUGCCAAAUCCAGAAAAGCCUCCCUUGAAAAUCAUCAUCGAAUUGUCAACCAUUCAGUUCCUCAUCUCUCACCUGAAAAAGCGCCGCCAUGGGGCAGAUGGCAGCUCACGGUCUCAAUCUGUUGAUGGCAAAGAUGACACCUCCAGCCCGCCCAGAAAGAAGAGAUGCACACAGGGGGAGUAGAUAUCUGUCACGGAGGAUGGGUUAAGGAAGAGUCCGAGUGGUGGCCAGAAGGAGCCAGGCUGCCAGGAGCUGCUGCAGAGCACAAGAGGAAGAAAGAAGAGAGGAAGAGGAGGGAAACACCAUCAGAAAAGUGCUUUUCUAGGGCUCUGUCCUCAGGCAGG
This is a messenger RNA of Cuculus canorus (common cuckoo), 2334 nucleotides long. RefSeq names its product ubiquitin carboxyl-terminal hydrolase 36-like. The coding region runs from base 29 to 2173 and encodes 714 amino acids. The record is from RefSeq and is a predicted model, not a curated record. Gene Ontology annotation, molecular function: cysteine-type endopeptidase activity; cysteine-type deubiquitinase activity. Lineage: Eukaryota; Metazoa; Chordata; Aves; Cuculiformes; Cuculidae. Gene Ontology annotation, cellular component: cytosol; nucleus. The transcript is spliced from 15 exons. Gene Ontology annotation, biological process: protein deubiquitination; regulation of apoptotic process.